Molecule: messenger RNA, 548 nt
Organism: Prunus avium (sweet cherry)
Lineage: Eukaryota; Viridiplantae; Streptophyta; Magnoliopsida; Rosales; Rosaceae
Source: RefSeq, a predicted model, not a curated record
CUUACAACUGGUAACCUAAUCUCUUUAUCUGAGCAAGAGUUGGUUGAUUGUGACACCAAAGGUGUAGACCAAGGUUGUGAGGGUGGCUUGAUGGACGAUGCAUUUCAAUUCAUCAAUCAAAAUCAUGGGCUUAGUACCGAGACAAAUUACCCCUACACAGGUGUUGAUGGUACUUGCAACACCAAGAAGGAGGCUAGCCAUGCUGCCAAGAUAACUGGCCACGAAGAUGUGCCUACAAACAGUGAAGUUGCCCUCCUUAAGGCUGUUGCUAAUCAACCUAUUUCAGUUGCCAUUGACGCUGGAGGUUCUGAUUUUCAAUUCUAUUCAAGUGGUGUCUUUACAGGAGCUUGUGGAACAAGUCUUGAUCACGGUGUUACCGCUGUUGGUUAUGGAGUCAGUGCUGAUGGGACCAAGUAUUGGUUGGUGAAGAACUCAUGGGGAACAGAAUGGGGUGAAAAAGGAUACAUAAGAAUGCAAAGAGGUAUUGAGGCAAAGGAAGGUCUUUGUGGCAUUGCUAUGGAAGCCUCUUACCCCACUGCAUAGUUUGA